Messenger RNA from Blepharisma stoltei, 3759 nucleotides. NCBI's taxonomy places the organism in Eukaryota, Ciliophora, Heterotrichea, Heterotrichida, Blepharismidae. The record is from the annotation of a GenBank genome assembly.
AUGAUAGGAAACAUAGUGAAAGAAGGAGUUGUGUAAUUUUUAUUCAGAUAUCGCCGCAGUAAGAUUCUCAAGAAUUGAAAGCCAAGGUAUUUUGUGUUGACUAAAGACAAGUUUUUCUAUUUCAUAAAGUACAAGGUAAAGAGUAGCUAGAAUGAAAAACCUAUCUCUCCCAGUCAAAGAUAUGAAUGUUAUUUUUGUAAGAUAGAUAAUAAUAAAGAGCAGCAUUUAUAUAUGCAGCAGGCAUCAACAUAAUAAUUUUUUCAACUAAUUAUAUUUUCAAUGCAUAAAAGCACGCUCUUGAACGAGAUUAAGAGAAUUGAAGACAUAGAUAAAUAUACUCCAGAAUGGCCAGGCACCCAAAAAGGGAAAAUAUACAUGUUCAAACUUUUCCAUAAAGAACAUGCUAAACGAAAUCUCACCCUUGGCCUUCUUUCCAAAGAAGCUGCAGAAGAGUGGGCAAAAUGCUUUAUGCAAAAGCCAGCUACUUCUCCUACAGAAGAUAUUCCUGAUGACCAGUCUGUAAAAUCUCUCGGUCAGGCUCGGCAAUCACAAAUAUUCUUCACCAACAAAAGAGUGGCUCGCGAGUUUCCCAAAGAGCUCGAAAUUGGGCUAAAAAAACUAAAAGAAACUAAAAGAUUAGAUCAGAUAAAAACACGAGGGUGUUUAUCCUAAAGCGCUGUGUAUUUCAAAGGCGAACACUGCGGAGCGGGCCCCUCAAGGUAGCUUAAGACAGACAAAAAAGCCCCAGUUUCUUGGUAAAGGCAUUUUCCUUCCUGAUCUGGUCCAAGCCAGAUUUUCCAGGAAUCUCUAUUUCCAAACCAAAUGCCAAAUUUACCUAACCCCUAAUAUUUUAUGUCAGAUUAUCCCAUUAAUAGAACCUUUUAGACUCGGGAGAAUAGCCCUGAGAUCUCCAUCUAGCCUUUCUUCCCUUUUUCUCCAGAUUAUCUCCUAGGAAAACUCGCAGGUCACAAAAUAAACUUAGGCAGUUAAGUAGCCCUGGCUCUAUCGGGCACCUGCUCUGAGCCUGGGCGCUGCUGGCAAAAAAUAUCCGAUCUAGGCAAGCUACUAAUGAGCAGAAAUAGUGCUGAUCCUCUCUCUUCGAGGCUAGCCCAACUCUCGGGCAGCUUCUUGCACCAAAGCCACAUCCAGAAAUACAUAAUACCACCCGCCACAAGGAGUACGUAUCGCUCGUUACCAGUUAUUUUAUGUGUAUUUACAGAAACUAAUGACUGGAAAUUAGUUGGCGAUAUGGAAUGAAAAUCAAAAAGCUGGUAUAAAACCACAAUGAUAGUCCCUUCUCCUUCCAAACUUCUAGCAGAAGCUUUACAAGAAAAGCGCGCUGAAUGGGAUUGGCUGCUUUCUUCUUUCAGAAUCAUUUCUUCUCCUGAAAAUUCCAAGCUGUUUUUAGGCAAAAUCAAGUCACAACAGUUUGUUCUCUUAUCAUACAUCCAUACAGAGCAGCCUUUUAGUAUCUAUAUCCUGCAAGAAACAGUCUCCCAUGACCGUUAUCCCUCAAAACUAAAUUUUGCGGAAUAUUUUUUAAUAAGUCAGCAUCCUUAUCAGUCAAACCUCUCCCAAUUAACAAGAGUUACAAAUAUCCCUGAUUUUAAAGACUCCUUAAAAGGCAUUAUUAAUUAUGUUGAAUUUCAGCAAUUUUUUGCAUCUGCUGCUGAUUUUCAUUUAGAAGACCAAUUAAGCCCUGAAACAAAAAAUGAAAAUGAAAUCCAAAGCCUAAAACCAAGCGAGCCUAUGAGUUUUUCUGAAUUUUUUAUAUAGUAAUUGCCCGAGGAUGGUGCAAGAUAGCGCCAUCCUCGGGCAAUUCAAAAAUGGCCCCACACCGGGAAUUGAACCCACUUGUGGGGCCAUUUUUGGUAUGUGGAGAACAUCGACUUCCACGCACCAAAAAUGGCCCCACAAGUGGGUUCAAUUCCCGGUGUGGGGCCAUUUUUUAAAUUGCCCGAGGAUGGCGCAAGAUAGCGCCAUCCUCGGGCAAUUACAAUAUAUGGGGAAGGGGGAAGAUAUGAAAGAGAUGAGAUUAAUGGAGCCUUGAUAUUUAAAGAUAAAGAGCUGAUUACAAAACAAAGGCAAGUUUUAAGCCAUAUGUUGAGAAGUAUGGGGAAAAAUCUAUUAAGCGGGAAAAGUAUUAUGACAGUGUCACUUCCUGUUUAUAUUUUUGAUAAAAGAUCUAUAUUGCAGACAAUGUGUGCGUAUUAUGGGUAUGCACCUAUAUUUUUAGAAAAAGCAGCAAAAGCGACAGGACUGGAACGAUUUAAACAGUUUGUCACUUGGGGAGUAUCUUGGCUCCAUUUACCGACUGAACAAUUGAAGCCUUUUAACCCGAUUUUGGGAGAAACUUUUCAAGGGUUUUUAGGGAAAACGCCUGUUUUUGCUGGCUCACCCCAAUCCUUGAUCGAACGACUCGCCAUCGUUCGAUCAAGGAUGGGGAUUAAAAAAUAUUUUUUUGGGAAAAAAAAAUUAUAUAUAAAAUAAAAAAUAUAUAUAUAUAUUUUUUUUUUAUUUACUUUUAAAUAAGAAGGUUAGAGUAUUUAAUAAUUAUUUUAACAGCAAAAAAUUGAAUUAAUUUCAUAAAAUACCAAUUUUUAAUAUUUUAAUUUAGUAGUUACCCUUUUAAACCGUAUAAAUUUUAAUUUGUUCCUUAUUGAAUUAAAAUUUUUUUUUUUAAAUUUUAAAGAAUCUCUCUUUUAUUAGAUUAGUGAGUUUUUAAGCCUAGGUUGAUGACUAAAUCACUUCGGAUGGUUGAUUCCGCAGUUUUCUGUCGUCUCAAAGCUCUGAAAACAACUUCAUUAGGUGCAUCUUCCUAAGCUUUUGAUAACUAAUAUAUUUUUUAUAUAUAUAAAAAUUUGCAUUAUAUGAAAAUCGUUCGAUCAAGGAUGGGAGUUAAUUUCCCAAUUUUUAGGAUUUUUUACAGUCAAUUGUUCGAUCAAGGAUGGGGGGGAGUGAGCAAACUUUCCAUCAUCCUCCGAUUUCUCAUUUUCAAGUAAUAGGCGAAAACUAUACUCUUCAAGGCUAUAAUGAGUUCAAUGCCUCCACUUCAGCAAAUUCAAUGAAAGCGAGGCAGAGAGGCUUAACUCAGGUUACAAUUGGUGAUAAAUCAUAUUAUUCCAUUUAUAAUUAAUGUGCAUAAGAGUAAUAUUGCAAAUAAGUUUUAGAUAUUUAUUACAAUAAGUAUAUCUAAGCUACCCGCAAUGUCUUAUUACAGGAACCAUCAUGGGCAAACGAUAUUUCAACUGGCAAGGCGUUAUGAGCUUUAUGGCUCCUGACGAAGGCUACUUUUGUGAAGUCCUACUAAACCCUGACAAAAAAGGUGGCCUCUCAGGCAUGUUCAGCAAAUCCCAUACCCCUCAAGACUGUUUCCGAGGCUACAUUCAAAAAGUCACUGCCAAUCAUGUAAUGAUGACUGAACAAGGACGAAAAUCCAUCGUCGAGGACGGUAAAAAGCCAGUGAUGUCUAACCCUGACGACAUUGAACAAGAGCUUUCCUCAAUCGAAGGAUAUUGGACUUUAUAUUUAGACAUUGACGGUGUGAGAUAUUGGUCAUUUAAUGACUAUAGACCAUUCAUAUUGACACCUGCUCCAUCAAUUCUUCCAUCAGAUUCCUCACAUAGGCUAGACAUAAAAGCAAUGAUCAAAGAAAACGUAGAAGAAGCUCAAAUUCAAAAAGACAUCCUUGAGAACAUCCAGCGUCGAGAUCGCAAGCUAAGAGCUGAUUAUUCGAAGAAUUCUAAGUCACAUCAUUAA